This is a messenger RNA of Notolabrus celidotus (New Zealand spotty), 4692 nucleotides long. It is a transcript of the gene gopc, whose product is annotated as golgi-associated PDZ and coiled-coil motif containing. Gene Ontology annotation, cellular component: membrane; Golgi apparatus; trans-Golgi network transport vesicle. The record is from RefSeq and is a predicted model, not a curated record. NCBI's taxonomy places the organism in Eukaryota, Metazoa, Chordata, Actinopteri, Labriformes, Labridae. Gene Ontology annotation, biological process: negative regulation of protein localization to cell surface. Gene Ontology annotation, molecular function: transmembrane transporter binding.
UGCUUCUCCCUGCAGCGGGCAGACAGUAGUAGCUGCUGUCAGAUCCGAUCGGAAGUCUACUGUGGGACUUCCUGGUUUCUGUAAUCAGACAACAACAGCCGUCAGACUCCUCUCCGCCCUAACCCUUCACAGUGGAAUCACCUGGUGAGUGUGUGGCAUCGCGGUGUUUCGCGUAAAGAGGUUUAAUCACAGUGGGAUCACCAGUGAUGUCCGCCUCGGCUGGAUGCUCCCCUGCGGGCCCGGGCUCAGGCCUGGCUCCCGGGAUGUCCAUGUUCCGCUGGCUGGAGGUGCUGGAGAAGGAGUUCGAUAAGGCCUUCGUAGACGUGGAUCUACUGCUGGGGGAGAUAGACCCGGACCAGGUGGACAUCACCUACGAGGGCCGGCAGAAGAUGACGAACCUGAGCUCGUGCUUUGCUCAGCUGUGCCACAAAGCGCAGACGGUGUUCCAGCUCAACCAUAAACUGGAGGCUCAGCUGGUGGACCUGCGCUCCGAGCUGACUGAUGUGAAGGCUGAACGGGCGGUGCUGGAGCGGGAGGUGCACGACCAGCUCCUGCAGCUGCACGCUCUGCAGCUGCAGCUCCACGCCAAGCAGGGCCAGGACGAGGACUCGGACGCCAUCAAAGACAAACUGCCUGCACCAACAAUGGAUCACAUGGAACAGGAGCUGGAGGCCGGCAAGAAGAAGAAGUUAGCCGAGGCACGUCUGGAGGCUGAAGUGAGACUGUACAGGAAAGAGAACGAGGCCCUCCGCAGGCACAUGGCGGUACUGCAGGCUGAGGUGUAUGGAGCCAGACUGGCUGCCAAAUACCUGGACAAGGAGCUGGCUGGCAGGGUGCAGCAGAUCCAGCUGCUGGGUCGGGACAUGAAGGGACCAGCUCACGACAAACUGUGGAACCAGCUGGAGGCUGAGAUCCACCUGCACCGCCACAAGACCGUCAUCAGGGCGUGUCGAGGACGCAAUGACCCAAAGAAACCCCUGCCCUCCCCUGUGGGACACGAUCCAGACAUGCUGAAGAAGACGCAGGGAGUUGGACCCAUCAGGAAGGUGGCGCUGGUCAAAGAGGACCAUGAGGGGCUGGGGAUCUCCAUCACAGGGGGGAAAGAGCACGGAGUUCCCAUCCUGAUCUCAGAGAUUCACCCCAGUCAGCCUGCAGACAGAUGUGGCGGUCUGCACGUGGGCGACGCCAUCCUCGCCGUCAACAGCAUCAACCUACGAGACGCCAAACACAAGGAGGCUGUGACCAUCCUGUCCCAGCAGCGGGGACAGAUAGAAUUCGAGGUGGUGUAUGUGGCUCCAGAGGUGGACAGCGAUGAUGAGAACGUGGAGUAUGAAGACGACAGUGGACAUCACUACAGACUGUACCUGGAUGAACUGGAUGACAGCAGCACAGCGCCCCCCAGCAACAGCUCGGCGUCACUGCAGGCUCUGGAGAAAAUGUCUCUGAGUAACGGAGCGGAGAACGGAGGAGCAGACACCGGGAUCUCCAGUGAGACGCCUUCAGACGAAACUCCAUCCAAGCCUCCAGAGAGCGACGGCUCGUCCUAAAGGCCCGGCCAGGUCGCUGCAGAUUUCACAGGAGGAUUGUGGGAAAAUCCUAGUCAGAACUGAAUCAACGGAUGAAAUGAGAAACAGAGGGAUGAGGGAGAACGAACAGAAACGUCUGUUUUCUCUUGUCCCUCCCGGUGUUGUGGGAGUGGGAGGGGGUGGGGGUUAAGUCUGGGCUUGUGGCAAUGAUUCAGGUUUAACAGGUCAGGCUUUGAAAGAGAUGUAAAAUACGUAGAGGAGUCAGCGAUGCCGAACAACGGGGGACUUUCUGGGGUCUUUUAUUUCCAUAUUAAUCCGCUGUUACAAAUCAGCUGUUUGUCAGGAACACAGGGAGAGGGUCGCAUAAAUAUCUUCAGGUGUCAUUUUAAGAUGUUUAGUUUUUCAUCUGGCCAACAACACUACAACACUAAUCACCCUAAUCCAUGAGAGCAAGAAUAUGUAUUGAUAGAUCGACAGAAGAAAGUAAACCUACUCAAAUCUCCUCCGACAUGAAUGAGCAUCAUACAAGUCAAAGUAAGGCCUUUAAAGCUCUUCACAUUCAGUCCUUUGAUACACCUCCUGUUUCCACCGAAGCACGUUUAAACCUUCGUUCUAAAAACAGAGAAACUUUUAAAGGUUUGAAGACGCGGGCUGGACUUUGGAUCCAGCAUUAUGGAUUAGACAGAUACUGAACACUGGGAGCUAAAGAUGCGUUCAGACCAAAAUGUAUGAUGUAUUUUAUGCAGCGUGAUGAUAUGUUGAGUCGACCCAAAGACACGCGUCAGGGCAGAGUCACAGAGUUGUCACGCGUUUAGAGCGUCAGAGAAAAACGAGCACUCUGUUUUUUUCCUGUUCUUUUUUCUUCACACCGUCUACAAAUCUGCACCAUAAUGUAGUUAUUCCAGCCUCCUGUCAACCUUUCAUUGUGAUUAAAUCAAAGGAACAUCUAUUUAUUUUGGGUUUAUAGCUUGCAGUUCUGCAGAGUUCAGCUGACUUCAGAGCUGACCUGCCAGAUACAGUGAAACUGAGACUCAGGCAAGACAGAUGGACAGGCGUCCCACAUCUGAGACAGAACUCUGGUAGUUGGUGUCCAUCAGAGAAAUGCUGGUGCUGAUCCCAAGUCAUCAAACUGGUGCACCCUAAAAUCACUGGAAGCAGCCCGGGACGUGAACCCAGCUGUGUGAGCAUGAUGGAGGUUGGUUUUCAGAUGUUUCUGGAAGGCUGGUUCUUAGCGGGUCGUGCUUUAAAUAUAAACCAGGUACAGAUCUGACUCUUCCUCCAAACACGACUCUAAAAGGAGGCGUGAUAGAUCUUUGAAGAUGAAAUAGUUACUCAUAGCUCUGAAGUGUUGGUUAUUUCUGAAAUCAAACAUCAAAUGCACAAACAUUUGACCUCCAAAAUUAAAACCAUCUUAGUAUUAUUGAUGUUUUUCUCUGAUGAAUCACUGAUGUUAGUUUAAAUAUAUAAUAUAUAAUGUUAUCUAGCCUCCUCUUGUAUCUAACUACAGAUUGUACACACAAUGUAGAAUCUGUAACUAGGGGACUAGCUUCUGUUUGGUACAACUUGGAUUUUAAAUGAACUACAAUCAGGCGUCAGCAGGAUUUGGUGUCUGCUGGAAAAACAGUCCGUAUGGAGAGCAGAAGCAGGCGGGACACAUUUCACUGUAAGGACAUCCGUGCUUCCAUCAGCUGUAAUCUGAGGACCAUUUAUUUAUCUCCAUGAACAUGACUGAAUGCCAGUGCAGCUGACGAUCUAUUCUAGAUCUGAUAUCUACACUGAGACACAAAUCUGCUGGAUGCUGUGGCACAAAAGCCAACCUGCGUUAAGUUUUCACGACUUCAGGAAUGCAUCAGAAGUGGUUGGAUCAGACCUCUAUUCUACAAAAAGCGUUUUAAAAAGUCAGUUUGAGGACAGAGCGGAUAAAACUUGACUUAUUACCGUUAAUAAAUGUGCAUCAUGAUGUUAUUUCAGCAAACGUAAGACCCGAAACCAGAGAGAAGCAUCUGAUGAUUUACAGUGAAACUGAGACUCACCAGGAACUGAUGAAUGAACGCUCCUGUGAGGGGUACCAUGGACCAAGAAAUGAUGGUGUUCAGUUAGCGGACAUAUCUGAAGGAGAGAAUUUCCCAUCACUUUUGAUCUGAACACACAGUUGCUUCUCAAGUUGCUGAUUGGACCGUGAACGAUGCAGCGAUAACGGUCUCAUCGUCAGGCCAAAGUUAAGGGUUCUGAGAUUGAGUGUUUUACUAACAGCAACAGUAGCUGUUCAACUAAAAUCUAUCUACUACCAAAAUCCCAAGUUUGAUGUAUAUAGAGUCAUAGAUGACUUGCGAUCUGUUGUCUAGAACACUCCGGACCCCUCCAGUGUCUUUAAACACAGUCUAAUUAUUUGAGGUAUAUUCAGGGAGUCAGUGUCAAGUCAUAAAUCUCUUUCGAAGCAGCUUUUAGCAAAACAAUCACCCAGAAGAGAAAAUACUGUAGAAUCAUCUCAGUCUGGAGGAGGAGGAGGAGGAGUGUUCCUGCAGAUCACUUUAAAACCUUUAAAAAGCAUGUUACAACUUCAACAACAUGAAAUCCUAGACAAUGUAGUAAUGUGUACCUGACCUUUGACCCCUGACCCUCUGUUGUACCUACUCCUGCCUCCCGUUGAUCUUGCUCCUUCACGUACAUAUUCCUCAGUGUGUGUGAUGCACAGGACAGCACAGUGACACCUGUAUGAAAUACUGUAAACAAUCAUUGUUGAUGGCGGGGUCUUUCUUUGCCGUGUGUCACUGUGUUUGUGUGUUUUUUUUUAAUGUGUGACAUCCUGUUGUAUCUUGUAUUUAGUCAGGAGCUCCUCACAGUGAAAUGCAGUAACAGAUUUGCUCUGCUCUGAUUGGACGGUUUGAUCCUCUGGCAGAUGAGAGGAUACUUAGUUUAUUGUGUGUAUCAGCACUGCCUCUCGUCAGUGCACAAGCCCAAAGGAACUCAAGUUACUGAAACCUUUAGCGUCACAUGACUCUGUGGCAUCACAGCGUCACGUGACCACUUCUUCUUUGCUUUCUGUUGUUUUGUUUUCUCUGCACUCGGUGUCUCUACACAGAUAAUGUGCGUCAGGUUAUGUAUUCAUGUAGAACAUUUAUUUAGCCUUUAAAUAAAGUUUGGUUCCAGUUUGAUUUAUCCUUAA